Messenger RNA from Kogia breviceps (pygmy sperm whale), 3595 nucleotides. The record is from RefSeq and is a predicted model, not a curated record. NCBI's taxonomy places the organism in Eukaryota, Metazoa, Chordata, Mammalia, Artiodactyla, Physeteridae.
UGACGCCCGGGACUCGGCCAGAGUGGGGAACCCGGACCGGGAAGGGGGCUUCCAGGAGACAAAGGCUGUGACCGGGGGCCGUGGGCGUGGGCCGGCGCCUCUGGGGUCUUUGUGCGGACACGUGCAUCUCGCGUUUGUGGGUCUUUGUGAAUUUGGUCCGGGGACAUGCAUCUGCCUGUGCCUUUGUAUGUCCGUGAUUUGAGGAGGCUGUUUUGCGCCUGUGUCCACGUUUCGUGGGCCCGCGUUUGGUUGUGAGUGUUGAUGGGCGCAUCGUUGUGUCCGCGUACGUGGUCUGUGCCUGUCGACGUGUCUGGGUUGGGUGUCCGUGGAGUAUGUGCGCGCCGAGAGCCAGACACCGCCCCAACUCCUCACUCCCCUGCUGUCCACCCGGGCCCAGACUUGGCUUCAAACUUUUCUCCCGGUUCCUCGGCAACCAGCGCCCGUCCUCCUCCCCACUGUAGCCCGGGCGGGGGGCUCUGGCAGCCCUCCCCUCAUUCACCUCCAGGGGUCCUUAGAGCCGCGAGGGGAUGGGAUAGGAUUGGUGGGUGGGGCAAUCGGCAGCGCCUGAGGACUGACCCGAGCCGAGGCUGGGCAGAGCGUGCCGCACACGCCAGCCGAACCGGCUGGGAGGAGAGAGCCCACACCAUGCUGUGGCCCCUGCUGCUGUUGCUGGCCGCCGGUGAGGCCCAGACCACCCGGCCCUGCUUCCCUGGAUGCCAGUGUGAGGUGGAGACCUUUGGCCUCUUCGACAGCUUCAGCCUGACACGGGUGGAUUGCAGCGGCCUGGGUCCUCACAUCGUGCCCGUGCCCAUCCCCCUGGACACAGCCCACCUGGACCUGUCCUCCAACCGUCUGGAGACAGUGAACGAGUCCGUGCUGGCAGGCCCAGGCUACACCACGCUGGCCGGCCUGGAUCUCAGCCACAACCUGCUCACCAGGUUCUCGCCCACGGCCUUCUCCCGCCUUCGCUACCUGGAGUCGCUUGACCUCAGCCACAAUGGCCUGGCCGCCCUGCCCGCUGAUAGCUUCACCAGCUCGCCCCUGAGCGACGUGAACCUGAGCCACAACCAGCUCCGCAAGGUCUCCGUGUCCGCCUUCGCCACCCACAGCCAGGGCAGGCCUCUGCACGUGGACCUCUCGCACAACCUCCUCCACAGCCUCGUGCCCCACCCCGCACGGGCCAGCCUGCCGGCACCCACCAUUCAGAGCCUGAACCUGGCCUGGAACCAGCUCCACACCGUGCCCGACCUCCGGGACUUGCCCCUGCGCUACCUGAGCUUGGACGGGAACCCACUGGCGGCCAUCGGCCCAGGGGCCUUCGAGGGGCUGGCAGGCCUUACACAUCUGUCGCUAGGCAGCCUGCAGCGUCUCCCCCAGCUGGCGCCCUAUGGCUUCCGUGAGCUGCAGGGCCUGCAGGUCCUGGAUUUGUCAAGCAACCCCAAGCUCAAGUGGGCAGGACCCGAGGUGUUCUCAGGCCUGGGCUCCCUGCAGGAGCUGGACCUGUCAGGCACAGGCCUGGUGCCCCUGCCCGAGAAGCUGCUCCUCCACCUCCCGGCGCUGCAGAGCAUCAGCGUGGGCCAGGGCGUGCAGUGCCGGCGCCUGGUGCGGGAGGGCACCUACCCCAGGCAGCCUGGCUCCGCCCCCAAGGUGGCCCUGCACUGCAUAGACACCCAGGAAUUAGCUGCUGGGGGCUCUGAUACCUUGUGACGAAUGGUGUGGCCUGGGGCCAUGUAACAGACUUCGCCCUGGGCUCCCUCGGGUCCUGGGUAAUUUAUAUUUUAACGUGCCAAUGCCAGCAGGGACUCUGCAGGCCUGUGUGGCAGCAUCAUUGAAAGAAAGGCUUUGGACCUGGGACCCACACCCAGGAGCAAGGUUUUGCCCGUUGGUCUAUGUUGCUCCCCAGACCAUAAGCCGAGGGUCUUCGAUGCCAAACCAGACAGCAGUCCCCUGCUGUCCUUCCCUACUUGUCCCCAAAGUGCCUUCCCUGAGGCCUGGACCAACCUGACCCAUGACAGGAGGAGGGUGGGCGGGAAGUAGUGCUGCAGGGCAGAGGUCCAGCCACUCAGGCAUGGGUUUCUUUUACGACACAGCCCUCUCUUUGCUCUGGGCGUGUGAGGCCUACUUCAUCCUUUUUUCUUCCCCUAGAACUCUGGAUAGAACUUUAUAGAAAGGACUGGAGAAAAAAAUCUAGUCCACCUCCUCAUGUGCCAGAUGGGGAAACUCAGGCCUAGGGAAGGAAAAAUGCUAUUCUGAGGUCCUACAGUGGCAGAAGCGUGAAUGGAUCCAAUGUCCAGGCUCCCAGCAGGGCCCCUUUGCACUUUUCUCUCUUCUCUAAAUCAUGCCCUCCCUCUCCCCUUUCUGGGCUCCCCCUUGCUUCCAAGACUCACAUCCUGCCAUUUGUGCCCUUUCCCUGUCGACCCCAGGAGGAGAGACCAGGGCCUCGGGGGUGGCACUCUGGGCCCGGUAACCGGCUGUGGCACAGGCUAAGUCAGUUCACCUCAGAGCCUCUAGAAGCCUCAGGGAUACCAGUCCCAGCCCUGCCAGUUUCCCACUCUGUGGAGGGGGGGGUCCCCCAGCAUCAAGAAUGGAAAUGCGCCCAUUGACCCCUGAGGUACUGCCUCUAGAUGCAGUCCUGGAGCCCCUCCAGGCCCUGAGCUCCUGAGCUCCCUCAGACCCCACUGGCCCUAUGCCCAACAGCCCAGCUCAUCCUACUGAGAAUGCAGUGAAGGAGAUAGGGGAGACCCCACCCAUGUUUAUGCUCUGCCACCAGGGUGGCAUCUCAGCUUCCCAGCCCUGGGCUCUCUCCUUAGCAUGGGGUUAAUAAAAGUUGUUGCCUUUUUAAUGGACUGUCACUUUCAACCACCCUGCACCCCCGUCCAGGUCCCUGCUGGCAGGGGAUGGAAACAUGCCAUUUGUAAAAGAAGAAAGACAUUGCAUUUGUUCGCUUUUGUAAUAUUGUGUCCUGGGGAUGGGUUGGGGGAGGAGGCGUUGGGUGAAAGACAUCCAUAUGUGGCCAUGUGGGCGUCAGGGGGCUGGUCCCACAGGGACACCCACAGGACAAUGAGAGCUCUGUCCUCCCCCACCGGCCCUACCCAACACCUGGUCCUUGGUUUAAUAAACACUAUAAAGAGGCCCUCUUCCCAUCAUUUGACCAGCAUCCACUGACAUUCCCUAGACUGAGCCCUGGGGCCACAAGGAUGAAUUGAGACAAGCUUGUUCUCUCUGAAAAGCCCAAUAACCUCCCAGGAUUAGGGGAGUGAGGUGACGUGAGGGAGGGAGUUCCUCGGGGGUAGGUGGCACCUUUCACUGAAGCUAACACUGCCUGCUUUUCCUCAUUUCCCCUCUCCCUGACGCCCCAACUCCAUGAACUUGUCAGGCCCUGCAUGCCUCCGCCUUUGCUCAGGCUGUUACUCUGGGACCUGGCCCUUGCCCCCAUCCCUGCUUCUCAACUUCCCAGCCUAACAGACCCAGUUCCCACCUCACCUCCUUAGAAGCUUUCCCUGAGGUCCCCGUCCACCUCCCUCCACUGAGCUGAGCUCCGACAGUACUGUGUUCCUUCUUGGCAUCUGACUGCUGUGGUAUCCUAACUCUUGUU